Messenger RNA from Topomyia yanbarensis, 1414 nucleotides. Its product is annotated as leucine-rich repeat-containing protein 15-like. The record is from RefSeq and is a predicted model, not a curated record. Gene Ontology annotation, cellular component: extracellular matrix. Gene Ontology annotation, molecular function: protein binding. Lineage: Eukaryota; Metazoa; Arthropoda; Insecta; Diptera; Culicidae. The transcript has 2 exons. The coding region runs from base 282 to 1313 and encodes 343 amino acids.
CUGAAACCUUCCAAGUUACAGCCUUUCGAAAAAUUAUGCUGCAAUCUCGAUUUUUGUGAAUAUUCUAAAGCAGUUGGUAUUUUUACAAGAACAAUAAACACUUCAAAACGAGAGCUAUUAUUGGGAGCUCGUCCGCAUUGGAUGCUAAGUGUAAUGGUGGUUAUUAUUCACUGGAGAGGUGUGUGCUGCAAGGCCUGAAUAUAACCCCAUCGGUUAAGUUUCCAGUUCACGAAAACUAUGAGCUACAGAGUUGCACGGUAGAUUACCUUUCACCUCAGGUUAUGGAUCAAAUGAAGUGGAUUGGGACGCUCACUAUCCAGGACGGGAAUAUUAGCAAAAUUUUCCUCAAAUCGGAUUUGACGGUGCUUAGUGCUGCAAACAGCAGAACGACUGAAGUGGUGAUUAGUGGCACGGAAGAAAACGAUCGGCUCAGUGAGCUAUCCAUCACUUCAAAUCUUUUAACAUCGGUUCCCAAAAAUUUAGCGAAAUUGAAAAGUCUAUCCAUACUAAUUCUCGAUGGAAAUAUGAUUGAAUAUGCAAACUUCAGCGAAUUUAACGGACUUAGUAAUCUCAAAAAGCUCAGCUUGUCCAAUAAUCGAUUGUAUAUCUUGAUGGAUAAUCAAGAUGUUAAAUUGCAUCGGUUAAAAAGUUUAGACUUAUCACGUAACUAUUUAACGGAACUAGAUAUGAUCAAUUGGGAAAUGCCUUUGCUGCAAACAUUGAAUAUACGUGAUAAUCAUCUAACUUUUCUAAUGAAUUUCGACCUAGAUAACUUUCCAUCGCUGAUAAGUUUUGAUCUGUACGGAAACCUAUGGGAUUGUCGUUGGCGUGACAGCUUUGCUCCAGUUCUAGACACCAUUAAUAUCAAAUCACAAGGAUAUAGAGCUCAAACUUCAAUCGAAUGUACGAAAAUGACACAGUUAAGUGAAGCAGCAUAUCGGAAACUUAACAUCACAACUAUUAAAAAGUUCCAAUUCACAUUAAACAAUGUAGAACAGCUGGAAACACAAAUCGGAAGUCUAGUUAUGGAUGUGACAACACACGCAACUAACAUAGAGGCACUGAAGGAAUUACUGAAUUCACAACAGAAAACAAUUUCCGAAUUGCUCGAAAAGACGCUCGAUCAGCAGAAAUCAAUCGAAGAAAUGUUGGGAAAAAUUCAGGAACUUGAGCUCAAUGCUGAACGUUCAUAUUCGCCAUUUGUUGGUGUUGUACCCAAGGGAUUGGCUGCUAAAUUGAUUUCGGAAAUUUCGGAUGUUAUUCGCAAACAUCUUCCCAGUGAUGACGGAACUAACACGGGAUCAGUUAACUGAGGUUGGCUAUCAAAUAUAGUUGAAACAAUCGGAACGAUUUUAUACUUUGAUUGAAAAUGUUGCAACGGUCUAUCAGUAAUCCGAAUUCUACUAGACUAAAU